UUUUUUCCGAGGCGUGCGAAUGGGAGUGGGCGCCGGUGGGCGCGUCGGGCACCCAGCGCGCUCUUCAGUGUUCUGGCUGAGCUUCGAGCGAGCGCGUGCUUGCCCAGUGCGUCCGUGGUUCUAGGUCUCGGUUCCAGUGUCGGACUGAUACGAGGGUCUGAGUGUCGUGGUCUGGCCGCAUGUUAUCAUGUUGAUAUCGGCGGGCAGCGGCCCCACGCCAGAGUUCUCCCCCGCAUCGUGCUGCGCGCCCUGGAAGAUGGAGCCGGCCCCGCCCGCGCCCGCUUCCAUGCCGCAACCCCUCAACAUAUCACCCAAUGUACCAGUGUCCCCGUCGUCGUCGGGAGGCACCGGUGGCUCCGGGACCCCGCUGUACCCGCCGUCGCACCCCCUCUCCUCUCUGCUGUCACAGCAGCGGUUGCUCGAGCUGUCACGCUUCGGGCUGCGACACUACGACAUCGCGCACCAUGUGCUGUCACAGCAAGGUGCUGUUACCAAGUUGCUUGGAACCCUUCGACCACCGGGGCUCAUCGGAGGAAGCAAGCCAAAGGUGGCCACGCCAGCCGUCGUCUCCAAGAUAGAACAGUACAAGAGGGAAAAUCCCACCAUUUUCGCUUGGGAGAUUCGGGAGCGACUAAUCUCUGAAGGCGUAUGCACCAACGCAACUGCUCCAAGCGUGUCCUCGAUCAACAGGAUACUGAGGAACCGGGCCGCGGAGCGUGCGGCGGCCGAGUUCGCUCGGGCCGCCGGCUACGGGUUGUACGCCGCGCCGCCUCCAUACGGCGCCUUCCCCUGGGCCGGCGGCGGCGUGUGGCCCCCGGGGUCGCUGCCGCUGCCCCCCGGCGUGCCACCACCUACAGGGGUACCGCAUCCUGACAUGCAACAGGGCUUCUUGUCUUCUUCCGGACGAGGACUAAUAGAUGUCGAUGGCGAUGACUCCGGUUCGCUUGACGGGGAACAACCAAAGUUUAGAAGAAAUCGCACCACCUUUAGCCCAGACCAGCUUGAAGAGCUGGAAAAAGAAUUCGAGAAAUCUCAUUACCCGUGCGUCUCAACGAGGGAACGCCUCGCUUCCAAGACGUCACUGUCGGAGGCGCGAGUCCAGGUUUGGUUUUCCAACAGACGAGCCAAGUGGAGACGCCAUCAGCGCAUGAAUCUCCUCAAGCGCGGUGGCGGCUCGCCCGCACACCGCCUGCCCCACUCCCCGUCCCCCUCCCGCUCCCGUUCGCGUUCUUUGUCCCCCGCGCGCGCCCCCUAUCACACGCCCCAGAUGGGCGGCGAGAAUAGUGCUUUCAAGUCACUCUCCCAUCAAGAUACGGCUCUGAAGGCUCUGUCCCACCAGGCUCAGUUCGAUAGCAACGCACUGAAAGCGCUGUCGCAGCAUACGUACGAGAGCGGUGCGUUCAAACCGCACCCUGGGCUAGAGAAUAGCGCGUUCAAAGCGCUCGUCCCGCAUUCGGCGGCGGCUGCGUUGCUGGCGGCGCAGUCGAUACACCUGGCUCGCGGAUACGAGUCGCAUUCGGAUACUGACGAGGAGAUCAAUGUGCAUGAUGAGAGUGAAGAUGAGGCUGACAGACACAACAGCAGGGCGCGGUCGCGGUCGCGGAGCCCCGCGCGGCCGCGCCCUCAGCCGCCCAGCGACCUACCACUGCAACUCACCAAGCACGACCGUUGACGACUUAUUCAGUAUUACAGGGUUAAUUUUGAAAUUAUCAACGAUUAAGCUUUAUACAAGUGCUGUUCCUUUACGGAAUUUACGGAAAGAAUUGAAAGACAAAAUUUUAACGACUAUAUGACGUUUAGCGCCACUUGCACCGUUCCACUAACCCGGGGUUAACCAGUUAACCCGCUAACCCAGUGUCAAAUUGCACUGGUAACCAUGGUAACUCCAUAUUUACCCGAUUAACCCCGGGUUAGUGGAAUGAUGUAAGCGGCGCUUAAAGAUUUAGAUGUGACCUGUAAACAUCGUUCUUACGGUCCUUGUCAUUCUUUGUACAUUCCAUGUUAAUUAAGUUGUAAAUAUUUAUUGUAGGUAGCCAAUUAAGCUCGAAAGUAAUUAUUACUUAGAUAUAUACAAGUGAAUGACUGUGCACAAAAAGUAGAUCUUUUAAACUCAAUAGGAAUGUUGACAUUAUGCUAUUUUAAUGAUCAUCAGAUUAUGAAUACUUACCAAAGCAGCUAUUUGGAUUGUAAAGGCACGGUUUUAGGCAAACCAAAGUUCCUAAUAUAUUCCUACUCGAAAUGAUCGAUGUAUAUCAUAACUUGUAUUGUUAUAAAAAUGUACAUUUAAUACGUUGUCUGUUGAAUUGUAGUUGUAACCGAACCUGAUACUUAAAUGGCAAUGGCAGCAACAUACUUGGUUAUUAUAUUUGCGCAAAUAUGGCCGGGUUACUUCCGUUGUCAAAAGAUGCAAUAUGAAGAUUUGAUAAAUACGACCAAGUAUGUUUGCGGCCGAAGUAAAAUCUGUGUUGUUUUGUAAAUAUUGUAAUAAUUUCGGGCACUAUAUGUAAAUUAUUUAUUUCUUAGAUAAUUAAUAUUUGUACAGUGAGAAGUAGCAAAUUACAUACUUACGUACCUACCUAUUGCGAUAAAUUGAAUAAAAAAGUUGAAGUA
Molecule: messenger RNA, 2610 nt
Organism: Cydia fagiglandana
Lineage: Eukaryota; Metazoa; Arthropoda; Insecta; Lepidoptera; Tortricidae
Product: paired box protein Pax-6-like
Exons: 6
Coding region: 188-1672 (494 amino acids)
Biological process (GO): regulation of transcription by RNA polymerase II; anatomical structure development
Molecular function (GO): DNA-binding transcription factor activity, RNA polymerase II-specific; RNA polymerase II cis-regulatory region sequence-specific DNA binding
Source: RefSeq, a predicted model, not a curated record